This is a messenger RNA of Hibiscus syriacus, 954 nucleotides long. RefSeq names its product V-type proton ATPase subunit B 1-like. The transcript has 9 exons. Gene Ontology annotation, molecular function: ATP binding. The coding region runs from base 115 to 954 and encodes 279 amino acids. NCBI's taxonomy places the organism in Eukaryota, Viridiplantae, Streptophyta, Magnoliopsida, Malvales, Malvaceae. Gene Ontology annotation, biological process: proton transmembrane transport; ATP metabolic process. The record is from RefSeq and is a predicted model, not a curated record.
CAUAUUGGUUUAAUUUUGUUUGCAGUUUUCAAACCUUUUAGUUUAUUCCCCAUCUGUCUCUCGCUCCUUCGCUGCUUCCCGUGAAACAGAGGAGCACAAAAGAAAAACUACAAAAUGGGUAAGGCAGAAAACAUUAACAGCAUGGAGGGAACACUGGAGAUUGGCAUGGAAUAUAGAACAGUUUCCAGAGUUGCUGGGCCUUUAGUAAUCCUUGAUAAAGUGAAGGGACCCAAGUUUCAAGAAAUUUUUAAUAUUCGUUUAGGGGAUGGAACAACCAGACGUGGUCAAGUCCUUGAAGUUGAUGGAGAAAAGGCUGUUGUUCAGGUUUUUGAAGGAACAUCUGGAAUUGACAACAAAUAUACCACCGUGCAAUUUACAGGAGAGGUGUUGAAAACUCCUGUCUCUUCGGAUAUGCUUGGGCGCAUUUUCAAUGGCUCUGGCAAGCCAAUAGAUAACGGUCCACCUAUCUUGCCUGAGGCAUAUUUGGAUAUCUCUGGGAGUUCUAUUAAUCCUAGUGAGAGAACCUAUCCUGAAGAAAUGAUACAGACAGGGAUUUCAACAAUUGAUGUCAUGAAUUCAAUUGCUAGAGGGCAAAAAAUCCCUCUCUUCUCAGCUGCUGGUCUUCCCCAUAACGAAAUUGCUGCUCAGAUUUGUCGUCAGGCUGGUUUGGUGAAACGUUUGGAGAAGGCAGGAGAUCUUUUUGAGGAUGGUGAAGAAGAUAAUUUUGCAAUUGCGUUCGCGGCUAUGGGGGUAAACAUGGAGACUGCACAGUUCUUCAAACGUGACUUUGAGGAAAAUGGCUCAAUGGAGAGAGUGACUCUUUUCCUAAACCUGGCAAACGAUCCCACAAUUGAGCGUAUUACUCCUCGUAUUGCUCUUACUACUGCAGAAUACUUGGCGUAUGAAUGUGGGAAGCAUGUUCUUGUGAUCCUUACAGACGUAUGCUCUUCGUGA